Molecule: messenger RNA, 1436 nt
Organism: Bolinopsis microptera
Lineage: Eukaryota; Metazoa; Ctenophora; Tentaculata; Lobata; Bolinopsidae
Exons: 10
Coding region: 1-1008 (335 amino acids)
Biological process (GO): negative regulation of protein ubiquitination; protein secretion
Cellular component (GO): apical part of cell
Source: RefSeq, a predicted model, not a curated record
AUGAAUUUGCAGAUUCAAUGCUUCAGCACUGCACCAUCUGUGUCAUUUGCUAGUUUGAAGAUCGACGCUCAGAUAGCCCGCCAGAUAUUCGGGGAGUAUCAUGAGUUUUUUGUGGGGAUGCCACCGAAUUCAAAAAACAAUAACUCUCUGCUGAAUUUGAGAAAAAGUACUGCAGGGCUCUUAUCUCCUGAUCUGAAGCUUAUCACGACUAAAAGUGUGUUAUUGAAUUCCAGAGAACCUCCCUAUAAACCUUCAAAAGCACCGUGUUUGUGGCAAAAGACAGUGUCCAGUAGAAAGAGCACUACAUUUCCCGGAUUCACUGCUCCCGCUACUGUUACACCUCCUAAGAAGACUAAGAGUCGGAUCCGCAGAGCAGAGACUACUACUACUAGUGUUUCUCUAAGAAGACACAAGUCACUUCCGGAUCAAUCCCUACCCACAAACAAGGACAAAGCUCCCCGAAAAUGUUUCAACUCUCUUCCUGGCUCGAGUAGUUUUGAUGAGGUUGUCAUAAAGAGAGUUAUAAAAUAUUGCAGAAACAUCGAUUCGACCGGAACUCCCAAGAGUGAACACACUUACGGAGAAGCAAAAAACUGCAAACCUAAAAUUUAUCUGAGUGAAGGUAUCAACAAAUGGGAACGUAGAGGCCAGGGGUUCAUGGGGGUACCCCCCGCUACACCUACCACUGAAUAUUUGGAGAAAGUCCAAUACGUGCAGUGUCUUGCAGAUUUUAAAGGAAAAAGAAGGCUCACAACGAAGCUAAGUGAAAUAGUUAAGUUUCGGGACGAGCAGAGGAAGAAGGAUGAGCUCGAAAAGAGGAAAGGGCGAGUAAUAGCUGAAAGAAGAGAACAAGAGUUGCUCAAAAUCACCCAGAGAAACGAAAUUUACGCCCUCAACGAAACAAUGAAACGACUCGAAGGAGCUAACUUCAAAGAAUACGCUGCCAAAAGGAGUUCAUGUUGCCAUGGAAACGAUAACAAAGUUGGAAAUCGUUUGGGGGCUGUAUGAUGUAGAUAUUUAAUUAGAAGUGUAAUUAACCAAUUAAAUAAUCAUUAAUCAAGAGUAUUUAAGUUCAAAGGUUUUAGUGAUUUUAUUAUUUGUUAUUUUAGACAGCCUCGUCAGCAUCUCUUUUAUAUUCGAUUUCGAUAAGUAUGCCACUGUAAAUUUCUUUUUAGCUGAAUUGUGCAAACGAAGGACUUGCAAAAAUGUUCAGAGAUUUUAGAAUUGUUGCAAACGUAAUCACAUGUCCAUUGUCCAGCUCCAAGCACAGCAUAUUGAUUAAUGCGAUGAUAUUAUACAUGAUAUGAUUACGAUUGUGAUCGAUACUUGUGGGCGAGUAGUCUACCUUUUGUUUUGAAUGGGUUCCAAAAGUAUUAUGAUUGUACAACUAACUGUAUAAUAAUUGUAAAUAUUUCGACUUUUACGAUAUUUAAAGA